Molecule: messenger RNA, 414 nt
Organism: Rhododendron vialii
Lineage: Eukaryota; Viridiplantae; Streptophyta; Magnoliopsida; Ericales; Ericaceae
Exons: 2
Coding region: 1-414 (137 amino acids)
Source: RefSeq, a predicted model, not a curated record
AUGGAUUUACAUGAUAACUUCUUUGACUAUAGUAGCGCCAUUUAUGACAUCUUUGAUGAUAGAAAUCUUGGUGAAAUGAGAACCGGGUCACGCCCUAUACCUGUACCUAAUGUGGUACCUGCAGUUGUCCCUGCGAUGGACGUAAUACCUGCGGAGGAUAAUGAUAACAACUCACAGAUGAAUGAUGCAGACCUAUCAGGUGGACGCAUUAACAGGAACGAACUUGGGCCAACUGACCCUCUGGUUGACAAUAACAAUGCUAGAAUGGCUGGGAUGGAGUUGAUGAUGACCAAUCUGGUUGGAGUGGUUCAGAAUCUGCAGCAACAUGUGUUGCCUCCACGACCUCCACCUUCUGCAGGAAUGGGACCUCCUUCUCCUCCUCCUCCUCCUCCUCCUCCUCCUCCUCCGCCUUAG